CUCUCCGCCCCAGCUGAGCCUCUCGCCGCCCUCCGAAGGAGCAGGAUGACAAGAUGGCACAGCUGCUUGUACCGCCCGGACCAGACAGCUUCCGCCCCUUCGUCCCCGAGUCGCUGUCUGCCAUCGAGAGGCGCAUCGCCGAGGAGAAGGCCCGGAGACCGCGGUCGGCGCGCCGCAGCGACGACGACGACGAAAAUGGACCCAAGGCCAACAGUGACCUGGAGGCGGGGAAAUCCCUCCCCUUCAUCUACGGGGACGUCCCUCCCUCCCUGGUGUCAACUCCUCUGGAGGACCUUGACCCCUACUACAGCAAUCAGAAGACCUUCAUAGUAUUGAAUCGCGGGAAGGCAAUCUUCCGUUUCAAUGCCACUUCUGCCUUGUACAUCCUAAACCCCUUCAACCCUCUAAGAAGAUUAGCUAUUAAAGUUUUAGUGCACUCGAUGUUCAGCAUGUUGAUCAUGUUCACCAUCCUGACCAACUGUGCUUUUAUGACCCUGAGUAAUCCCCCGGAAUGGGCCAAGAAUGUAGAGUACACCUUCACAGGGAUUUACACCUUCGAGUCUCUCAUCAAGAUCCUGGCCCGGGGCUUCUGUGUGGGGAAGUUCACCUUCCUGCGGGACCCGUGGAACUGGCUGGAUUUCUGGGUCAUCCUCAUGGCAUAUGUCACAGAGUUUGUGGACCUGGGCAAUGUCUCAGCACUGCGAACCUUCAGGGUUCUGCGAGCUCUGAAAACAAUAUCGGUCAUCCCAGGCUUGAAGACCAUCGUGGGCGCCCUGAUCCAGUCGGUGAAGAAGCUGUCGGACGUAAUGAUCCUCACUGUCUUCUGCCUCAGCGUCUUCGCCCUGAUCGGCUUGCAGCUCUUCAUGGGCAACCUGAGGCAGAAGUGCAUGCGCAUCGUGAACCACGACAACAGCAGUGACGUCAACGCCACCGCCGCCAACGACACCAGCCUGCUGGGCCUCAACGCCACCUUCAACUGGACCGAGUACAUCAGCGAUGAGAGUAAUUAUUAUUACCUCCCUGGCCGCAGGGACGCUCUGCUCUGUGGAAAUGGCAGCGGCGCGGGGCUCUGUCCGGAGGGCUUUGUGUGCAUCAAAGGGGGUCGUAAUCCGGACUAUGACUACACGAGCUUUGACACCUUCAGUUGGGCUUUCUUGUCCCUYUUCCGACUCAUGACUCAGGACUUCUGGGAGAACCUCUACCAGCAGACGUUGCGUGCGGCGGGGAAGCCCUACAUGGUCUUCUUUGUGCUGGUGAUAUUCCUGGGCUCCUUUUACCUGAUCAACCUGAUCCUGGCUGUGGUGGCCAUGGCGUACGACGAGCAGAACCAGGCCACCAUAGAGGAGGCUCAGCAGAAGGAGGAGGAGUUCCAGGCCAUGCUGGAGCAGCUGAAGAGGCAGCAGGAGGAAGCUCAGGCUGCAGCGGCAGCAGCGGCGGCGGCGGUAGCAACGGAGGACGGGGAGUACAGCGGGAGAGGGGGCCUCACCUCUGAGUCCUCCUCGGGGACGUCCAAGCUGAGCUCGAAGAGCGCCAAGGAGCGACGAAACCGGAGGAAGAAGAGGAAGCAGCGCGAGGAGGAGGAGGAGAGGGGCGUGCGCGACAAGUUUCGCAAGUCUGAGUCCGAGGACAGCAUCAAGAGGUCCAGCUUCCGCUUCUCCAUCGACGCCAACCGGCUGUCCUACGAGAAAAGAUGCUCCUCCCCCAACCAGUCUCUCCUCAGCGUUCGCGGGACCCUCUUCUCGCCUCGGAGGAACAGCCGAGCCAGCCUCUUCAGCUUCCGUGGCCGUGCGCGCGACAUGGGCUCGGAGAACGACUUCGCCGACGACGAGCACAGCACCUUCGAGGAGAGCGACAGCCGCCGCGGCUCCCUGUUCCUGCCGCGGCGCCUUGAGCGCCGCUGCAGCGCCGUCAGCCAGACCAGCCUCGGGGUGCCUCGGAUCGUGCUGCCCGCCAACGGCAAGAUGCACUGCUCCGUGGACUGCAACGGCGUGGUGUCGCUGGUCGGUGGGACGUCUGUAACAACCUCUCCUGUAGGUCUCCUGCUGCCGGAGAGCUUGAAGAGUCCAGACAGAAGUGUCCGCCCUGCUGGUAUAGGUUCGCCAACACCUGUUUGAUCUGGGACUGUUGUCCAGCCUGGCUGAAAAUCAAAGACGUGGUCAGCACGGUGGUCAUGGACCCAUUCGUGGACCUGACCAUCACCAUCUGCAUCGUCCUCAACACCCUGUUCAUGGCCAUGGAGCACUACCCCAUGACCAGCCAGUUUGACAACGUCCUCUCUGUUGGAAACCUGGUGUUCACUGGUAUAUUCACAGCAGAGAUGUGCUUCAAGAUCAUAGCCCUGGAUCCAUACUACUACUUUCAGGAGGGCUGGAACAUCUUUGAUGGCAUCAUUGUUAGUCUGAGUCUGAUGGAGCUUGGCUUGGCCAACGUAGAAGGCCUGUCUGUGCUCAGGUCCUUCAGAUUGCUGAGGGUCUUCAAACUGGCCAAGUCAUGGCCCACACUCAACAUGCUGAUCAAGAUCAUCGGGAACUCGGUCGGUGCCCUGGGCAACCUGACCUUGGUGCUGGCCAUCAUUGUGUUCAUCUUYGCCGUGGUGGGCAUGCAGCUGUUCGGCAAGAGCUACAAGGAGUGUGUGUGCAAAAUUUCGGACGACUGCGAGCUGCCGCGCUGGCACAUGCACGACUUCUUCCACUCAUUCCUCAUCGUGUUCCGGGUGCUGUGCGGAGAGUGGAUUGAGACCAUGUGGGACUGUAUGGAGGUGGCGGGGCAGUCCAUGUGCAUCAUCGUCUUCAUGAUGGUCAUGGUCAUCGGAAACCUUGUGGUUCUGAACCUGUUCCUGGCUCUCCUCCUGAGCUCCUUCAGCGCCGACAAUCUGGCUGCGACCGACGACGACAGCGAGAUGAACAACCUGCAGAUCGCUGUGGGCCGCAUCCAGCGGGGCAUCUCGUACGUCAAGUCCAAAGUGCGGCAGUUGGUCCGAAGCCUCUGCUUUGGCGGCGGUAAGGGCUCCGGCCUGGCCGAGGAGAGCAAACCACUGGAUGAGCUACACAGCAACGGGAAGGGCAACUGCAUCUCCAACCACACACCGCUGGAGAUCACCAAAGACCUCGGUGGUGUGUACACCAUGGAGGGCAAUGGGAGGCCAGGAGGAGGGCUGGUGGUCGGGGUGGGUGGGGACACUGCGGGCCAGUACCCAAUGGAGGAGUGCGACUACAUGUCAUUUAUUCACAACCCCAGCCUGACGGUGACAGUGCCCAUUGCCGUGGGCGAGUCGGACUUCGAAAACCUGAACACGGAGGAUUUCAGCAGCGACUCCUCUGACCUGGAGGGCAGCAAAGAGAAGCUCGAUGUUGACCCACAGCCUCUGAGCUCAUCGGAGGGGAGCACAGUCGAUAUUCGACCCCCGGCAGAUGGUGUUGAGUCAGUGGAGCUGGAGCCAGAGGAGUCACUGGAUCCAGAGGCCUGCUUUACAGAAGGCUGCGUCCGAAGGUUCCAGUGCUGUCAGGUCAGCGAGGACGUGGGCUGGUUCAAAAGCUGGUGGACCCUCCGAAAAACCUGCUUCAUCAUCGUGGAGCACAACUGGUUUGAGUCCUUCAUCAUAUUCAUGAUCCUACUCAGCAGUGGAGCACUGGCAUUUGAGGAUAUUUACAUCGAGCAGCGGCGUACCAUUAAAACCGUGCUGGAGUACGCAGACAAGGUGUUCACUUACAUCUUCAUUCUGGAAAUGCUGCUGAAGUGGGUGGCGUACGGCUUCGUCAAGUACUUUACCAACGCUUGGUGCUGGCUUGACUUCCUUAUAGUAGAUGUGUCCUUGGUGAGCCUUGUAGCCAACGCUCUGGGCUACUCUGAGCUCAGCGCAAUCAAAACUUUGAGGACACUGCGAGCCCUCCGGCCCCUGAGGGCCCUGUCUCGGUUUGAGGGCAUGAGGGUYGUAGUGAACGCGCUGCUGGGGGCCAUCCCCUCCAUCAUGAACGUGCUUCUGGUUUGCCUCAUCUUCUGGCUCAUCUUCAGCAUCAUGGGCGUCAACCUGUUCGCAGGGAAGUACUACCACUGCGUCAACACCACCACUGACGAGCUCCUGCCUAUCAGCAUUGUCAACAACAAGACAGAGUGCCUGAACCUGUAUAACAGCACCCGCUGGAAGAACGUCAAGAUCAACUUUGACAAUGUUGGGGCCGGGUACCUAGCUCUGCUGCAAGUGGCAACAUUUAAAGGUUGGAUGGACAUCAUGUACGCAGCUGUGGACUCCAGAGGUUUGGAGGACCAGCCUGACUAUGAAGUGAACCUCUACAUGUACCUCUACUUCGUCAUCUUCAUCAUCUUUGGGUCCUUCUUUACCCUCAACCUCUUUAUCGGUGUCAUCAUCGACAACUUCAACCAGCAGAAGAAAAAGUUUGGAGGUCAAGACAUCUUCAUGACAGAAGAACAGAAGAAAUACUACAAUGCCAUGAAGAAGCUGGGUUCCAAGAAACCACAGAAGCCUAUUCCUCGGCCAACGAAUGCUUUCCAAGGCUUUGUGUUUGACUGCAUCACAAAGCAGGCAUUUGACAUCAUAAUUAUGAUCCUCAUCUGCCUUAACAUGGUGACUAUGAUGGUGGAGACGGAUGACCAGACGGAAGACAUGGACAGGAUCCUUUACUGGAUCAACCUGGUCUUCAUUGUGCUCUUCACCGGGGAGUGCGCACUCAAGAUGAUUUCUUUGCGUCACUAUUACUUCACUAUUGGUUGGAACAUCUUUGACUUUGUGGUGGUGAUCCUUUCGAUUGUAGGUAUGUUUUUGUCUGAGGUUAUCGAGAAGUACUUUGUGUCUCCAACGCUGUUCCGUGUGAUUCGGCUUGCCCGUAUAGGCCGCAUCCUGCGACUCAUCAAAGGUGCCAAAGGCAUUCGGACGCUUCUCUUUGCCUUGAUGAUGUCGCUCCCUGCCCUGUUCAACAUAGGCCUCCUGCUCUUCCUGGUUAUGUUCAUCUACGCCAUCUUCGCCAUGUCCAACUUUGCUUACGUCAAAAGGGAGUCCGGGAUCGACGACAUGUUUAACUUCGAGACUUUCGGUAACAGCAUGAUCUGCUUAUUUCAGAUCACGACCUCGGCCGGGUGGGACGGACUGUUGGCGCCCAUCCUGAACAAGAGGGAGCCUGACUGUGACAGUCAAAUGGAGCACCCGGGGAACUCUUACAAGGGCAACUGUGGCAACCCAUCGGUGGGCAUCUUCUUCUUCGUCAGCUACAUCAUCAUCUGCUUUCUCAUUGUGGUCAACAUGUACAUCGCUGUCAUCCUGGAGAACUUCAGCGUGGCCACAGAGGAGAGCGCCGAGCCACUGAGUGAGGACGACUUUGAGAUGUUCUACGAAGUGUGGGAGCGCUUUGAUCCAGAUGCCACACAGUUCGUGGAGUACAGCAAGCUCUCAGAUUUUGCGGAUGCUCUGGAUCCACCGUUGCGCAUGCCCAAGCCCAACAUGACCCAACUUAUAACCAUGGACUUGCCAAUGGUGAGCGGCGAACGUAUCCACUGCCUCGACAUACUAUUUGCUUUCACCAAGCGGGUGCUGGGCGAAGGCGGUGAGAUGGACAUGUUGCGCGGGCAGAUGGAGGAGCGCUUCAUGGCGUCCAACCCCUCCAAGGUGUCCUACGAGCCCAUCACCACCACCCUGCGCCGCAAGCAGGAGGAAACGUCGGCCAUUAUUAUCCAGCGGGCCUUCCGCCUCUACAUGAUCCGCCAGGCCAUGAAGAAGGCCUCCGCCCUCUACAAGGAGCAGCUGAAGGAGGGCGUCCGUGACCCGGACAAAGACGUGAUGGUCAUCGGCAAGUUCAAUGAGAACUCAACGUCAGACAAAACGGACAUGACCCCGUCCACCGCUUCCCCGCCCUCCUACAACAGUGUAACCAAGUCGGACAAGGACAAAUAUGAAAAAGAAACCAGAGAAAAGGAAAACAAAGGGAAAGACUUGAAAGACAGGAAGAAAUAGACUUCUAAAUAAAACAACGGAACAAUAAAAUAUAAUGCAUUCGAUACACGAGGGACAGUUGUUUACAGCUUCUAGAGGAUGUAGAUAGACGUGUGCUUGUCUGUUGAUUGUGCAGAGAUGGCAAAGGCCUAAAAAGGGAGUGAAUUUGCGAUAAAUAUACAAAUGUGUGGGUUUCUGCCCAGAAGGGGAAACAGAAGCAAGAUAUCCAGCUGACACUGCCAGAGGUUGAGUGAAACGUAGAACAGUCUCUCUUCAAAACGCUUGUGGUUUUUCUUUUGGCUGUUGUUACUAUCUGACACACUUGAGUGUACUGUUAAUUUGUCUGUAGCUAGUGCUGCUGCUACCACUAUAAAUCCAGUGUCUUGAAUUUAAAUAAUUGCUGUAUGACUUAACAGGUUUUAUGUAUACUUUCUGAUUUUUUGGGGAUAUUUUUUACGGAAAAAAUGAAUGUUUUGUUUAUUUUGUUUUUUGUUUUGUUUUUACUUUGGCGCAUCAUUUUUGGAGAAUGUGUCCACCGCUUUCAAUGUCGUAUCAAUCACCAAGGGCAGAAAAAAAGUUGAUGCUGGAAAUUACAACCGCCUGAAACUCGGAGGGAACCGCGCAGGAACCAGAACCAGAACCCUCGUGAUUUGUACAGCACACAAAGCUGAAACAAGAAGUGCAAUGAACAUAUAUUGUGUUUUCACUGGUGUCUCGAUCGGUGAUUGUUAAAAUUUAUAUCAUGCUUCUAUCUGGGCUGCCGUGUUCCUGAUUCAGUAAAAAAAAUAAUAAAUCAAAUCCGUCUCUGAAUGCCAA
Molecule: messenger RNA, 6757 nt
Organism: Austrofundulus limnaeus
Lineage: Eukaryota; Metazoa; Chordata; Actinopteri; Cyprinodontiformes; Rivulidae
Product: sodium channel protein type 2 subunit alpha
Biological process (GO): membrane depolarization during action potential; neuronal action potential; sodium ion transmembrane transport
Cellular component (GO): plasma membrane; voltage-gated sodium channel complex
Molecular function (GO): voltage-gated sodium channel activity
Source: RefSeq, a predicted model, not a curated record